Patella vulgata (common limpet) is the source of this 4766-nucleotide messenger RNA. RefSeq names its product sodium-dependent serotonin transporter. Gene Ontology annotation, molecular function: serotonin binding; serotonin:sodium:chloride symporter activity. Gene Ontology annotation, biological process: sodium ion transmembrane transport; serotonin uptake. The record is from RefSeq and is a predicted model, not a curated record. NCBI's taxonomy places the organism in Eukaryota, Metazoa, Mollusca, Gastropoda, Patellidae. The transcript has 13 exons. The coding region runs from base 153 to 1976 and encodes 607 amino acids. Gene Ontology annotation, cellular component: neuron projection; membrane.
GCAUUUUCAUGGCUUCCGAAAUUGGCACUCGAAUUCCAUAGCAGACGACAUUUAGCCGCGAAAGCAGAUGAGCGUAAGAAAGCGCGCGAAAAGACACGUGAAGUAUAUUGAUUGAAAGUUUUCAUGUUCAUUUAGGGUAAAGGUGUUUUAAAAUGACUCCUGAUCCGACACUUCCUAUGAUCAUGGACGGGACUACAAAAAUUAUUGAAAAACAAAAAGAAGAGCCAGAAAGGGAAAGUUGGGGAAAGAAAACAGAAUUUUUACUCUCAGUUGUCGGUUUUGCUGUUGAUUUAGGAAAUGUUUGGAGAUUUCCUUAUAUCUGUUUUAAAAAUGGCGGAGGUGCCUUUCUCCUACCAUAUCUUAUUAUGUUGGUGUUUGGUGGUUUACCCCUGUUCUAUAUGGAACUGGCUUUGGGUCAGUUUCAGAGAUGUGGUUGCCUUACAGUGUGGAAGAGAAUUUGUCCAAUGUUCAAAGGUGUAGGUAUUUCUAUUUGUAUCAUAGCAACCUAUGUAUCAUUAUACUACAAUACAAUCAUAGCCUGGGCUGUAUAUUUCUUCUUUUCCUCGUUCCGAGCACAGCCACCAUGGCUGACCUGCAAUAACACAUGGAACACAGAAAAUUGUACAACUUUCUCAGAAAGAGUGGUCACACAGUGCAAGAAAACGCCAAAUCAAUCUUGGAACAUGGAUCUAUAUAACGGAACAACACCAGUCGGCUAUUUUAAUUGUACCAGCGUUAAUGCAACAGAUGAUGACUACUCAUCAGCAGCAUCGACAGAAUUCUUUGAACGUGAGGUGCUUGAGAUGCAGUAUUCCAUGGGUUUAGAGAGUGUUGGUGGUGUUAAAUGGACCAUGUCAUUAUGUCUUAUGUCAGUGUUUCUCAUCGUUUAUUUUGCACUUUGGAAAGGCAUCAAAAGCUCCGGGAAGGCUGUGUGGGUAACUGCUAUUCUACCAUACGUGGUACUUAUCAUAUUGUUAAUAAGAGGCAGUACAUUACCAGGAGCUAUGAACGGCAUCUUAUAUUUCAUUGAACCAAAAUGGGAAAAGCUGAUGACGGUCAGGGUAUGGAUUGACGCGGCUGCUCAGAUCUUCUUCUCAUUGGGGCCAGGAUUUGGUGUGUUGUUGGCUUUGUCCAGUUAUAAUAAAUUUAACAAUAAUUGUUACAAAGAUGCUCUGGCAACAAGUGCAAUUAAUUGUGGAACGAGCUUACUAGCUGGGUUUGCAGUCUUUACAGUGUUAGGAUACAUGGCGCACGCACAAAAUAAAAGCAUCGAUGAAGUUGCAAGACCGGAUGUCGGUUUAAUUUUCGUUGUCUACCCCGAGGCAAUUGCUACCAUUGACGGUUCUUCGUUCUGGGCAAUUAUAUUUUUCUUCAUGCUGAUUACACUGGGACUGGAUACAACGUUUGGUGGAUUAGAAGCUAUUAUAACCGGUAUUCUAGAUGAAUGGCCAUGGAUGAGGAAAAAACGUGAAAUAUUCGUCAUUCUUCUUAUGUGUUAUUGUUUUUUGGGUGGAUUAGCGACAACUACAUACGGAGGUAUUUAUGUGGUACAACUCUUUGAUGUUUACGCAGCCCCUAUUUCUAUUUUACUUGUGGUUUUCUUGGAGGCGGUGGCUGUUUCGUGGAUUUAUGGUGUCAAACAAUUCAGUAAGGAUAUUGAAAGUAUGUUGGGAAAACCACCAGGAAUCUUCUGGCAAAUUUGUUGGGCUUACAUUAGUCCUGUCUUUCUACUGACAUUGUUUAUAUUAUCAGUGUAUAAUACUGAACCACCAGCAUACGGCAACUAUGUGUAUCCCUUCUGGUCGUUGGCUAUUGGUUGGUUAAUGGUAUUAUCAGCUUUACUCGCUAUUCCUAUUUACUUUGUAAUUCAUUUCCUCUCUACCAAGGGUACAAUGAUGGAGCGCAUGAAGCAGAUGAUCUUUCCCAAUGAAACACCGAGGCACAUCAGUGAAGAAGGCAUUAGGGUAUACCUUUGAAAUUAAUUAGAUCAUACAAAAACAAAGGUAACCGAGAAAACCAAAUAAACUUUUGUGAAUAAUGGAAUACCCGUGGUUAAAUAUAAACGUGCUGGAACAUUACCUGUUCCUUAAAUUAUAAAAUCUUUGCUUAAUAUGGUUUUUGUUUAAAAUCGUUUGGAUGGUUAUACCAGCAUUUUAGAAGAUGUUCUGCUUACCGCGAUGACUGGUCCCUUGUUGCUGCCUAUAUUAAUAGGAAGGUUGAAGAUUGCAGAGUAUGGGACAAUGUUAAUAUAGUAUUAUAAACUUGAGGCUGUUCCUCUGUGAUAACUUGUAAACGUUGCCAAAUUGAACUAAUCUGGAACUGAUGGUCAUGUUAUUCAGUUGUUUCAUGUUUUUGUUUUUGUUGUCCAUCAUUUAAUUAGGGUAUGUGUAUUUGUUCAGCAGUGUAUAUCGGGAAUCACUUGUAUUCUACGGAUGUAGAGAUGACGUCAUCUAGUUUUUCAAAUAUAAUAUAGACGCUUGUGAUUGGGUUAGCUUUGUGUGGCCAAGUUGCAUGUGGAUACGUUUACAAAUUGCUCUUACUGAGAGAGGAUUCAUACAAUUGCCAUAUUCCAGAGACAGGCUGCUAUUAUUGCUCCCCUUUUCGGUGUUUUAAAGAACAUCCUGCACGUGUAGAUACUGCUAAAUUUGUUAAUCAGAAAUACAAGUUUGAUAACCAUAGUUUGUUGACAAUCCAUCAUUUUAAAAUAUAAGUUUAAUAACUAUGUGUUUGUUGAACAUUCAUCAUUUUACUUAACAGGUUUACUAAGUUCAUAUACAGGUACCGUUGUGUUAAUAUACAUGUCAAUGUAUUAAUGAUGUAUAAUAGCAAUAUACUGUAAAUAAACUAAUGUAAUAAGGUAAUAAGCUGGUCUUUAUAUAAUGUGUAGAUUAAUAGUAAUAAUGUAUAAUAACCACGUGUUUAUAUGUACAUGUAUAUAUUGCUUAUAUGGAUGUUCUGUAGAAUAAUGAUUAGUUUGGAUGUUGUAAGAGGUGGAUCGACCGGUUCUUUCGUUAUGUAAAAAAACAAUUUAAGACAAUAAUCGAUAGUUGAUCAAGUUAAUGCUUGAGGUUCCACUGUCGUAUGAUGUGUUACGAUAUGAUUGCCCCUAUUGAGUCUACGAUUUGCUACGUGCAGAUACGUUCGGAUACGUUUCGAAAUGGUCAACACGAUUCCUACGACUGACCUGAUGGGAUCACCACGAUAACUCCACGAUUAAAACCACGAUUUCGAUCGUAACAGGAAUCGUGAUAGUAGGAACCUAGCAUUAAGGAGUUAAACCUAUUUGAUAUUAGGUCAAAAUAAAUUGAUGAAUAGGGUUGAUUUAAUGGGUUGAUUUAAAGUUAAAAUAAAGUGAUGAAAUGGGUUGAUUUAAUGGGUUGAUUUAAAGUUAAAAUAAAGUGAUGAAAUGGGUUGAUUUAAAGUUAAAAUAAAGUGAUGAAAUGGGUUGAUUUAAUGGGACGAUUUAAAGUUAAAAUAAAGUGAUGGAUAGGGUUGAUUUAAUGGGUUGAUUUAAAGUUAAAAUAAAGUGAUGAAUAGGGUUGAUUUCAAGUUAAAGGGGAUAAAUCUCUUUGAUAUUAGGCCAAUAAAUAUAAAGUACUGAAUGGGGUUGUUUUGCUGUAGUAUUUCGAUUAGUGAUAGGGCAAUCUCUAUCCAAACAUAAAUAAAAUAAUGUUUGUUUGGAAAGACUGAACGAUCUUCGGUAUAUUUUACUACGUUUAGCUUAAUAUGCCAACAGUGGAUUGGAAAAUCAUUUACAUGUAUAUCUCAACACUAGCUUUCCAUAGCCGUACAAUUUUCAAAGAAGACAAGUUAUCAUCCCACAAUACAAAUCAAUACAAAUCAAAACGAUUGAGUGAUUUUUAAUAAAACCCAACCAUUUAAUUCUCCAUUAAAUAUACAAUAAAACUUAAAGAACUGGUUAAAUUGUAGAUUAGUUAAUGGUUUGACCAAGGAGCCAAAAGAAACCCUUUAGUUUUAAUACUUAAAAUGCAAUAAAUUAAUCCUGAAAAUAAAGGAAUCUUAAUUUUCUUAUCAGUAUCAUCCAUUUCUCUGUGCUGCGGGUUGUGUGGGUUGUAUCUACAUGGUCUUUUAACCAAAUAGUUGCAAUCUGAUUAAAGUACAAAUAUAUAUUUCGUUUCGUGUUUUUACACUUUCAAUGAGAGGUAAAACGAAAUUAUGUACAAUAAAACACGAAACGAAAUAAGAUUCGUGUUUUAAUCAAAUGGAAAUAGUUGCAUCAUCUCUAAUGUUCAAAUCUGUAUCGGUUCAUUGUUGGUCUUUCCGACACAUUACAUGGCUAGCAGCCUGUUAGAUGUCUAUUCCAAUAUGAUAGUCAAAUACAAAGAACAUGAUUUAAAAUCGGUUUGGAGGAAAAAUGAUAAAUUAGUGGUCUGUUACACCUGAUUUGUACUAUGUUGGCGAAAGUAUAUGUCAGUGUAAAGGAAAUUAAUUAUUUAAACCCUGCCUCAAUUACAUCCUAGAUUCUGACUUGUUUUUAUUUUGUGGUUUUAUAUUAUGUAAGUAUUUUAGUAUUUGUGACCAUUCAGGGAUUAUUAUUAACUUAUCACUGUUACUUCCACUCAUUAAUUAUAGAAACUGUUUUGUAUAUUAUAAUAUUUUAUACGUUAAAACAUGUAGAAUUGUAUAAUUACUAUAGUUCUUAUAUAAGGAAUUAAUGUGAUACUAGUUCAAGUUUGUGAUAUACUUGUGGUAGAAAUAUAAAACUUGUUAAAAUAUAUGUAACUUAAAUAAAAUAUAAUUAAAAC